Messenger RNA from Phragmites australis (common reed), 1965 nucleotides. Its product is annotated as serine/threonine-protein kinase GRIK1-like. The transcript is spliced from 12 exons. Gene Ontology annotation, biological process: intracellular signal transduction; protein phosphorylation. NCBI's taxonomy places the organism in Eukaryota, Viridiplantae, Streptophyta, Magnoliopsida, Poales, Poaceae. Bases 307 to 1587 code for a protein of 426 amino acids. The record is from RefSeq and is a predicted model, not a curated record. Gene Ontology annotation, cellular component: cytoplasm. Gene Ontology annotation, molecular function: ATP binding; protein serine/threonine kinase activity.
ACCCACCUCGCCGCGCCGGCCGAACCCUCACUCCAAAGCCAGAAAGGGAAAGCAACCGUGCCGAAGAACAGCGACGCCCCACGCGGGGCCACGCCUCGACCCCGACCCACACCCCGCUCCCUCGCGUGCCUGCGUGCGUGAGGACUCGUCCCGGUCCGCUUUGUUUGCUCCGGCGGCCUCCCUCCCGUCCGAGCCCAGAACCGCGACGAGGAGACCAACGCAGAAGCGCAGACGCGAGACGCGACCCCCCUCCCCGCCCCGCGGCGUUCCGGCCACUCCCAGGUUGUUGGUGCCUACUCGUUCUGAAUGGCAGACCUAACCGACAUAGGCUGCUGCAGUUGUUUUAGUUUUUUAAGGAAGCCCAGUGUGUCUGUACGUCGACCUCCGGACGCAGAUGCCAGGUUAUCCGAAGAUUUGCUGAAGCACCAAUCGACUGAAGAUCCUGAUGGAAGCUUCUACACUGGAAAUGAUCCUGAUGGGAGUUUUUACAAUGGGGGUGAUCUUGAUGGAAGCUUCUAUAAUGGGGAUGAUCCUGAUAGAAGCUUCUAUGGUAGAGAUGAUACUGAUUAUCUUAAUGGAAGUGAUGAUGGACCGCCGAGGAAGAGUUCUGAAGAUAUUAUACAGUCAAGAGCUCAAAAUGGCUUUGCAUGUAGAGAGAUCCCAGUUAAAGAGACUAGAAAAGUAUUUCGCUCAGAGGAUGAAAAUGGUAAUAAGAUGAUCAAUCAAUAUGUCCAUCUGGGAAAGAUUGGUUCUGGAAGCUAUGGUAAAGUGGUUCUAUACAGAAGCAUGAAAGAUGGGAAGCUAUAUGCAGUGAAGGUUUUGAAUAAGCCUUACAUGAUGAAAGUACGUGUCGUACGAUCAGAAACUGCCAUGACAGAUGUUCUUCGGGAGGUAUCCAUCAUGAAAAUGUUGAAUCAUCCCAAUAUUGUAAAUCUCGUUGAGGUGAUUGAUGACCCAAACAUAGAUAAAUUCUACAUGGUUCUUGAAUAUGUUGAAGGAAAAAUGGUCUGUGAUAAUGGUUUAGAAGAAGCUACCGCCAGAAAUUAUUUGCGAGACAUAAUAUCUGGUCUUAUGUAUCUUCACUCUCAUAACAUUAUUCAUGGUGAUAUCAAACCGGACAAUCUCUUGGUUACAAGUACUAGCAAUGUGAAGAUAGGAGAUUUCAGUGUUAGCCAGGUUUUUGAGGAUGAUGAUGAUAUGCUUUGGAGAUCUCCUGGUACUCCUGUUUUUACUGCACCGGAGUGCUGUCAAGGUUCAGCCUACCAUGGUAGGGCAUCUGAUACAUGGGCAGUUGGUGUAACUUUAUAUUGCAUGAUUUCUGGGCACUAUCCAUUUCUUGGAGAUACAUUGCAGGAAACUUAUGAUAAGAUUGUCAAUGAUCCUGUGCAAAUACCUGGUGACAUGAACCCCCAACUUGCUGAUUUGCUCCAAAGGCUUCUCUGCAAAGAUCCAGGUGAUCGAAUCACCUUGCAGGCUGCGGCUGAGCAUGCUUGGGUUGCUGCAGACAAGGGCCCAGUCCCUGAAUACAUUUGCAGAUGUGGGUUUGGCCGCAAGAAGAAGAAUGAUUUUCAGGAAGAAGUACAAUAACAAAGCAUCCCCAGAUGUUUGUGUAGAUAAAGUGUGGCAAAGCAAGCCAGUGAGAUGACUGAAAAUGGUUACCUAUUGUCUUCUGUUCCCCUUUGUUUUUCUUUCCAAUUGAGCUAUUAGGUGCUCAGAUGACCGUCCUUCUUCAAUUUUUGGUACAGAAUAGAGUGCAACCCCGUGCGAGCAAAACCAUUACCUGUUAAGUUUUUUCCCGUGUAGGAUCAACAUUGUUGCAACUUGGAAGCCAAGGUGCUUAGAUCGUGGCCUAACAUACAAAAAGAAAACAAUGUAGUAUAAACUCAGUAUAUUUGUUUCAUGGACUCGUGGUUGAAUGAUGGGUAUCGGCAACAAAAAAAUUGUCACGAACUUACCACAAUUGCA